GCAAAACAAGGAACGAUUAGUGACCGUUGUCUCUAUUUAGACUCGUUGCAGUGAGUAUUCUUAACUGCUGUCGAAGCAACUCCGACGGUGAACAGUGGUCGGUCAUGCAAGUACUAAGCGCUUUCAUAUUGUUAAAUAUUGUGGUCGACAACUAGGACUGGUUCCUUUCUCGAUACCACGGCAAAAAGCCAUGCAGACCAAGGUGUACCCGUCACCUCAGAAGGAUUUGGGGCCUCCAAGCUCACACAACCUGAGACAAGAACCAGUGUUAAACACCGAAAUGGCUGAUAGUAGAGAGUGCGGUGUGGAAAGGACCUCAUCGAAUGUCAGCUCAAGCUCCGAGCUUCCACGCUCUGAGUUCCACUUGUUGCUGGACUUUCUGGAUACUGACGCCAAUGGAAUGAUAUCCGCCCUGGAGCUAGCAAACUUCGUGGACAGCCUGCUGGGCACGCAGGACCACGAGCGCCCCGAGGGCUCCAUCAUCUUCGAAGCCGUACUAACCGCCGCCAUUCGACAUGCCGCACAAACCGACGAUGAUGCACCCAGCAACAACCACUGGGGGCCCAAACCAUGCCAAGCUCCUCCUCCUCCUCCUCCACCACCAACAACAACGCAAGCCAUUCCAGCUCUAAGAGCCCAACCAAGCAGCGAACAGCCAACCGCAGCAGCCGCACCCGGGGCCCAGCGGUGGAGCAGCGGUCGGGGCGGCGGUGGCAGCACAGCCAAGGCAGGGGGCAUGGGCGGUGGUACGGCAGGUACGACAGCCUCCCUAAAUCAUCAGCAGUCGAGUAGGGUGGGGGAGGUGGCGGGGCGGGAGGUGCAGUCGUACGGCAGCCAGUGUUUCCUGCCCAUGGAUGCCGUACAGCGCUGCUUCGAGGGCCUCCUGGCGGACACCGAGCUGUGGGUGGAGCUGGCGGGGCGGUACAGCAUCCUGACCACUUGCCUGUUCAGGCAGCUGCUCAUGUACGCAGGCGGCCGUCUGGAGCGCACCUUCAGCCUGGGCGGCUUCGCGCGCAGCUGGGUGGCCUUCAACACGCUGCCGCUGUGGCUGCCCUUCAGGAGGCUGUGGGCCACCAGCCCCACGCUGCUGCCCGUCUACCUGCACCAGAUCACCAAGCUGCACUCGCAGCUGGGGGCGGUGGGGCUGAGGGGCGUGCUGCUGGGGAGGCAGGGGGGUCAGGCGGGGCAGCGGCGGGGUCACGUGGUGCUGCUGUGGCUGACGAUGGCGCAGUUCGUGGCGACAUACGUGCCGCUGGUUGCCUUCUUCGCCGCGCACGGCAUACCCAACAUGUGGCGCACCCACAGCGCGGUCGACUUCUUCCACGCCAACCCGCUGGCACAGCAGCUGAGCGUGUUCGGCAGCGUGCUGCCUUGGGCGGUGCUGCAGUUCCUGACCUCCUCGGGCGCCCUCAAGCUCAACUGCCGUGACUUCGUCAGCCUCAAGGACCAGUGCAAGGCUGUGUUCCUGCUGGGGGACGUGUCCUCCCAGUUCGAGGGCUACCCGGGCCUCACGCUGCGGCAGGUGAUGGACGACAUAAAGCGCCAGGUCGUGCAGACACUCAACCGUUCCCACUUCCGGCGCCUCAACGCGCUGAUGCCGCUGCUGUUCAGCAUCGCACUGGAGCUGUUCAGGAAGCUGGUCCGUGUGUUCCUGGUCCACAACUGGGUGGCCUCGGAGCGGCUGGCCCGGGUGGUGGUGCCCUUCGAGGUGUACGGACUGCUGUACAACAUCUGGUUCGCGUACUCGGAAUCUGCCGACUGUACGGCCUACCUGUACCAGCUUAAGAAGACGUGUGCGGUGUUCAAGACCCUGCUGACCAAGGAGGAGGCGCUGUCGCAGUCGCUGCCGUGGCUCAACAACCACAGCCCACGCAACCUGCUCAUGUGGGCGCGGCUGCGGCGCUACUACCAGAGCCCCAACUGCCUGGAGCUCAGGUGGAUCGAGAUGCACCUCACGCUGGUGGUGCUGGCGGCGGUUGCCGUAACUGCCGUACUCAUUGUGACGUUCGUACAGAAGACGCUCCUCCGCUUCACGGCCGAGAAUGCGGACCUGCAGAUGUUUGUUGCCUGGGUCAUCCCGCCCUUCAUGUACCUGAUCGCGGGUCUGGUCAUCGACGUCAUCUUCUCGGCUUCCACCGGCCAGCAGUACCACGACGGUAUCACCACUCUGUCCGCGGGGGGGGUGGCCAUUGCUGACCGCCUCAACAGCGCAGCGGAGCUCACAGCUCCCGGGCUGGAGGGGGAGGGGGGUGAGGGGCAGCAGAGCGGGGAGGGCGGGGUCGCCGCUUCACCCCCCGCCCCCGCCACCCUCCGCUGGCGGCCAGCUGAGCGGUUCCGACUGAGUCCCUGGGAGCGAUCCCGGCUGCGGGAGUGCCAGGAGAUCAUUCGAUCGGUUGUGUCGUACAUCCAGUUCAACCCCGAGUACAUCACGCUGUUCGGAGUGCCCAUCGACACGCAGCUGCGCAACACGUUGGCGAGUGUGGCGGUCACGCUGGCGGGGGCGGGCGUGAGCGCCUUCCUGGCGCUGUUGCUGCAGAAGUGAGGGGGGUAAAGAGGAAAAAGCUAACUGACUGAGGGGGGGGGUUCAGCAGGGGCGCGUGAGGGGAGGGAGGGAGGUUGGAAGGUUUGUUGGUGCCGAAGAGGGGUUGAGGAGGUGGGAGGUUCUUGGCGCUGGUGAGUUAACUCAAUCCUUGAAUGAGGUGGAUGCAAGCGGCGUGCUGAGAAGCGAGUUGGUUGAUUAGCCGUCAUGAUGUAAGCUUUCGGCCGCAAACCGUUGGCCCAACCGUUGUUCCGUUUUGUGUUUGGUUAAGGCUCUCGAGGACUGCCGGGCCGUUGGGUGAUCCCUUGGGGACCUUACCACCCGGGUCCUCGCUGCAUUCACUGUUUCCCCACAACUGUGCUCGAAGUGCUGGUGCUCGAAGUGCUGCCUCAUGAAGGCUUCAGUUGCCCGAAUCCCUUGUUUCGUACUUCGUACGCAUUGCCGUACGCAUUGCCGUACACCUGCCAGUACGGCAGCGGGCGGAGCAGCUGUCGUGUAUUUCUUACUGUUAAGCGGUUUACUUCACUGCAGCUCUUCACUUCAUCCAAAACCAAUUAGAGCGGCAUUGCUUGGCUCGAGUAUGGGGUAUUGCGUGUGGCUCGCUUAAGAGUUUGCAAUCGUGGUGGUUGUCAAUCGUGGUCAGGCGCGGCGCUGAAAUGAUGGUAGGAUCACGCAGACGAAUGAAGGCGUCGCUGAAUGAAGCGGAUAACGUUGUGGGGCUGCACGUACUAGUAAUGGUUCGCCUGGAGCUGGCUGACACUUGGUGGUGGUGUCCUCUGGUGCAUUAUAGAAUGUGUUACGUACGAUCGUGCGAUGUAGACUGGGGCAUGCGGCUUGCGGCAGCCCACGAGCCCAGAGGGAGGGGGCGUCUGCAGGUCGUACUGCGA
Messenger RNA from Astrephomene gubernaculifera, 3426 nucleotides. Lineage: Eukaryota; Viridiplantae; Chlorophyta; Chlorophyceae; Chlamydomonadales; Astrephomenaceae. The record is from the annotation of a GenBank genome assembly.